AUGGAUGAUAUUGGGAAUCGCUCGCAGAUAAGACCUUAUCAUGAUCCUAGUAGUUUUAAUGCUGGUUAUUCCAGUGUUUACAGACCUGAUGAAGGGGUAAUUGAUGUCAAUGGACAUACGUUGGCGUCCAAACUAAAUAUUGCACAGAGCAUUGGUAGAACUACAUCCAGCGGUGUUCUCUCAGAAUUCUCUAAAGGUCGUAAACUACUUAGAAAUGAUAACGAUUCCAAAGUUAUUGGUGAUUUGGAAUGGUCAGAUUGUUUAAAUGUAGGAGUUUGGAAAAGAAUUAUAGGAAAUCUAUUGGAUCAAUUUGUGAGACGUUAUUUUAGACAUUUGAUCCAGCAACCCUUUGAAGUUGUCAGAUGUCUUUUACAGAUAGGAGAAUUUAACGAACUGAAUAAUAGUAAUAAUAAUAAUAAUAAGGAUAAGAAUCGAUUACCACAACCAUUAGAAUUAAGAGACGAAGAGGAACAAGAUGAAGAGAUAGACUUCUUCCCAAAGACCGGUGAACAAUUGGAAGGAGAAGCAGGUUUGAAGGACACUUCUGAGCCUGCUCCAGAGCAAGUUAUACACCAUCGCCAUGCAGAAAUUAAACCAGAAUCUAUGCACACGAUGGAUAUAGCCACAGCUGUAAUGGAUAAUGAAGGUGUGAGAGGGCUGUGGAAAGCUAAUAAUACAACAUUCAUCUACAACUUUCUAUCACUAACGUUAGAUGCCUGGUUUACAGGUCUAAUUUCACCGUUUCUAGGUGUACCAGACCCAUCAUUCAUGGAUUUAAUACAUUCACCAGACCUAAAGGCAUCAGUGCUACUGACCGUUUCAGCUAACAUGUUUACCAAGAUGUUUCUGCUUCCACUCGAUAUCAUUCGUACGCGGCUAAUUGUUACCUCUAUGCAGCACACCAAGGAUCAGAGAUCACUCCGUAACUUAACACAUCAGUGGUCAUGGCGCAAAGAUGGCUUUAAAAUUCCAGGUGAUAUGUGGAUCUUAACAGCAUUGCAAUCUGUUACAGGUGUAAUUUUCAACAAGUUGUUCGAUUUAUUCAUCUACCAUGAAUUCAACGUAGAGAAACACUCACAGAUUGGGUGGUACCACACUCUAAAGCUAUUAUCACAAACUGUCGAAAUGUUUGUCAAAUUGCCGCUAGAAAACCUAUUACGUCGUUGCCAAGUCAACUAUUUACUGGACACAAGUCGUCAUCCAAUACAAAGGGAGGAUCUGGUGGUAAAACCAAUCCCAUACACAAGUAUUUGGUCAUCACUAAAGGAUGGUCAUACCAACAGCGGUCUAUGGAACGGUUGGCGUAUCGUAUUAAUGAGUAUUGUCGGUGGGUAUGGUUUCAACAUUUUAAGCAUUGAUUCCAUCGAUAGAGAACAGGAGAAGUUUUAG
Messenger RNA from Zygosaccharomyces rouxii, 1389 nucleotides. It is a transcript of the gene UGO1, whose product is annotated as mitofusin complex protein UGO1. The transcript has a single exon. The record is from RefSeq and is a predicted model, not a curated record. Bases 1 to 1389 code for a protein of 462 amino acids. NCBI's taxonomy places the organism in Eukaryota, Fungi, Ascomycota, Saccharomycetes, Saccharomycetales, Saccharomycetaceae.